GGUUUGCUCCGCAUCGCAGCCCCGCUCCCUUUUACGGGGGCUUCCUCCGCCCCGCCUUUUGCCACGGCGCCUUUUUAGCAGACGGCGCUCCGCCCGAAUCUUCCAAGGCUGGGCAGCUCGAGAGAGGCAGAGCGCGCGAGAGGCUCGGGAGGUGGAGCGCUUGGCCCCGCUGGACCUCGCCCCCGGCUCUGCUCCGGUUCUCCAGCCGCCCCCACUCCCCACCCUCCCUUCCUCCGACGCUCGCUUGGCCUGUCUGCCCUUGCUGGGUCUCCUCCAGGAUGGUGAUCAACGUCUACAUCGCUUCUUCCUCUGGCUCCACCAAGAUUAAAAAGCAGCAGCAAGAUGUGGUUGGCUUCUUGGAAGUCAAUAAGAUUGAGUUUGAAGAGAAAGACAUUGCGGCCAAUGAAGAGAAUCGCAAAUGGAUGAGGGAGAACGUCCCAGAAGAGUGUCGGCCAGCCGCCGGGAAUCCAUUGCCUCCGCGAAUCUUUAAUGGCAGCCGGUACCUUGGGGAUUAUGACGCUUUCUUUGAAGCUAGAGAGAAUAAUGCCGUCUAUGCUUUUUUAGGCUUGACUGCCCCACCUGGUUCAAAGGAGGCAGAAGCACUAGCAAAACAAGGGAUGUGAAUCCUUCCUCCCUCCCUUCCUCCCAGCCUCAAGCCUUAAAAAUUCUGCAAAGAGAAAAAUCCUACAGCUUUUCUCCCUUACAAUAGCAAAAACCAAUGCGCUUGGAGGAAAAAGAAACAAAGGUUUUGUUUUUCCCCCCCAAAAUUACUGGCUGCUCUCCACAAUAUUCUGCCGUAUAGGAUUAACAGGAAGCCACACCAAAUAGUAUUAUCAUUAUGAAUGAUGAUGAUGAUAAUAAUAAUAAAUAUAAAUGUGCCACAACGAGAGAGAGAGAAAUUAAAUGAAGCUUCUAUAAACCCUUGAUUGAAUUUUGACUCUUGCAGUGGAUAUGAUUUAUUCCCUGGCAAUUACAUAAAAGUCCUCACCCCCCCCUUUUUUUGUAAAAUUAACAAAAGCAUUGUAUUUUUGCUCUCCGUGACACAGAUCUGUAAUUAUACUUGCAGAUGCAGAGAAAAUCUAGCUGCAAAAAUGUUUAUUAAUAAACCCCAGUGCCUCUCCUGCUUCAAAACCCGAAAUGACAAAUAGGAUGUCCUAAAGUUGAUUUUUUUUUUAAUGGCUAUUUCUAAAAAGUUGCAAUGUCACAUAGUUGAAGUUGCAAUAACUUGAUGUGGUUAGGAUGUUUAUAGAGUUGUUCUUUUGUUCUUUUGUAACAUAGAUUGAUACCAUUGGAGUCUCAUUGAUGGAAUCAGGGCAGGAUUUGCCAGGGUUGAUGAGAACACAAUAACUGUCUUAGGGAAAGGCAAGAUUUUUGUGCAGUCUCAGUAAAACGUGCAUUUCUAACCCUCUGGAUUUACGAAAACAACAAAAUAGUUCUUAUUUCUCUAGAAUGUGAAGCAAAUGUAAUACGGGGCCAAAAUACUUUUGUUAUUUUCUUUUUUAUUAUUAUUAAGAAACAAGGUCAAGUAAUUAUGAAUUAGAAUAAAACUUAGUUUGAUACAUUGAGCUUGUAAAACGUUUUCUGUGCAAGAUGAGAUAUGUUAAAAUCAAGGGUCCAAUAUGAAAUAAAUCUGAAUAAAAAUCAUUUGCAGGAAUGAAGCUUGUAGGUCUCUAUGAUACCGGAAGCUCCAUUGAUUUUUCAGUCUGGUUUUGCAAUGCUGUGAAGUUUACCUUUAGCAGUUUGUCAAACUCCUAGUAUUUUCACAAAGUGCAACAACGAUCACUUGCCAAUAGAUAUGGGCAAGAACCCCCACCCCAAUAAACAUAUUAGUUACAAGUAAUACUGCAAAAUGUGUGUCUCCCUCCUGUGGAUUUGGAAAGUUGAAGAAAUGCAACUGAAUCUCAAAGCCUUAAUCAAAUUAUAUCAAGAUAGAUACAUCCAAUAGAAGGGAAUAUACUGGUAUAUAUAUGUAUAUAGCUCAGGGUAGAACUGUGGAGACCUUAGAGCACACUGAACUUGGUUGUUUGCUUGCAGAUGUUUCCUUACCCAACUAGAUAACAUCAUCAGUGAGAUUGAGUCUGGGGUUUGCUUUCUGUUUUGGUACAUCAGCUUGCCCUGCCACAGCGUUGGUGAGCAGUGGUUUUCUCCUUGGCAGUUCUUUGAUUAACCCAUCCCCUUCAACAGCCAAGAACUAGAUAAGCAGGGAUUAACACCAGAAAAACAAUCAAGCAGAAAAUGUUACCCUAAUCAAGGAAGUACCAAGGAGAAAACCACACACCCAACCACAUUGGCAAGGCAAGCUACGUAAAAAAGGAGCAUUGAUGAGGUUAUUUAGUCAAAUAGGAGCCUGAGUGGCGUAGGAGGCUAAUGCCUCCUACUAAGGCAACAUUUAACAUCCAGCUGCCUGCAAUUACUGCGAGCUCAAUUCUCACCAGGCUCAAGGUUGACUCAGCCUUCCAUCCUUUCUAAGGUAGGUGAAAUGAGGACCCAGAUUGUGGGGGCAAUAAGCUGACUUUGUAUAAAAUAUACAAAAGUAUGAAGGCUAUUGCUUAACGCAUUGUAAGCCGCCCUGAGUCUACGGAGAAGGGCAGCAUAUAAAAAAAAAAUCGUAACAAAUCAUGCAGAUAUAAUCAAGCUCGGGGAAUAUCAGGAACUAGAUAGAUGUAUGUUGCCUUUUUAUCUCACGGACGUUGUAUUCUUAGCCCGUGCGGAGGACCAAAGUUAAUGUAGACGACUCCAUCCAAAUAUUCCCUUCCCCACUUAAUAAUACAUGCAAAUAAAUACACAAAUCAACAUGAGGUUUUUUUUUUAAAUCUAGGAUUCCUACCAGUUGACAUGGUUCCCUCCAGAAUCUAGGUUCUGCAGGAGUUGGCUAACUUUAUAACGUCUGCAUUCUUUUAUCUGUCUUAGCUUUCAUGAGGCCUUUGAGAGUCAAGAUACAGUAAUUGCUUCUCUUUUGUGUGAAAGUUUGACCUGUGCUGUUUUCGGAAAGAUGUUUAGUAUGGUGUUUUUCUUUGGAAAUCUGCAGUAUGUAGAGUAAUAUUUCGCAACCUUGGCAACUUUAAGACGGGCAGAUUUCAACUCCCAGAAUUCCACAUCAUGGCUGACUGGGGAAUUCUGGGAGUUGAAGUCCACCCAUCUUAAAAGUUGCCAAGAUUGAGAAAUGCUAAUGUAGAAUGUCUGGUUUUACCAGUUCUGGAUUUCAAAACAAAAGAGGACCAUCUCUACAUAGUUUAUACUAUCCGUAUUUUUCAAAGUAUAAUAUGCACUCCCCCCCCAAAAGAGUGUGAAAGUUUGGGUGUGUCUUAUACACUGAAUGUAGCCCCAUCCAUCCGCCCCCAUCCUUUGGCCUCUGCCUCCCAGCAAUUUGCCUCCUUGCAGCAAACAGCCAACAGCCUGUUUCAGCUUCAGCACAACCUGAUUAGCACAAGCAGCUGAUUAUCGUUUGGAUCGGCCUCCCAACCUUCAGCUGUUUCAGGCUGCAAGGAUUGCCAUAGCCUAUUGCGGCCUCCACGCGCCCCGUUUUUGGCCUCUGCAUCCCGUUUUCAGGCCCUGCACGCCCCGUUUUCGGUCUCUAUGCGUCCCAUUUUCCGCCCAUUCUGAUCCCGGCUGCCCGGAACAGGCAGAAAAUGGGUUGCACAGAGGCGACAAUAGGCUAUGGCAAUCCCUGCAGCCUGAAACAGCUAAUGGUUCGGAAACCAAUCCAACCGACAAUCAGUUGGUUGCUAAUCAAGCUGUGCUGAAGCUGAAACAGGCUGUUUGCUGCAAGGAGGCAAAUUGUUGGGAAGCAGAGGCAGAUUUUUUUUUCUUGUUUUCCUCCCCAAAAAAGGUAGGUGCAUCUUAUACGGUAUAUGCUUUUGCACAAAUGAUCAUUCCUAGUUGUCCUGGCUCUGGGCUCAGAUUGGACAGAGAAUACCCUGCAGGUUUGAGAUGGGUUUUGAUGUUAAGAAACUCAAGACGGGACAAAUCCUGUAUCCAGUGGCUGAAAACGGUUCCCCAAAGUUUUUCACUCCAAUAUAUUGAUCUAAAUAUAUCUUGGGUUCCUAAUUCAUUGCUAUUGGAAAACCUAUGUUAGACAACCAUCUUAUCUCUUAUAGUCUAUUGUUUAAUUUCCUAUACCUGUUGGAGUAAUCCUGUGCUCAAAUCUCAUUAAUUUUGCAUUAAAUGAGUAUAUUUUAA
This is a messenger RNA of Pantherophis guttatus, 4179 nucleotides long. RefSeq names its product SH3 domain binding glutamate rich protein like (gene SH3BGRL). Gene Ontology annotation, cellular component: cytoplasm. The record is from RefSeq and is a predicted model, not a curated record. Lineage: Eukaryota; Metazoa; Chordata; Lepidosauria; Squamata; Colubridae.